Messenger RNA from Paramecium primaurelia, 4945 nucleotides. Lineage: Eukaryota; Ciliophora; Oligohymenophorea; Peniculida; Parameciidae. The record is from the annotation of a GenBank genome assembly.
AUGUUAAAAUUUGUUAGCAUAUUGCUGCUGACAUUGGUGUUAGUGAAAUCAACAGAAAUUCAUGGAACCAUCAAUGUGAAAGUUAUAUUACCGAAUUAAAUUUACUCAUAGGAAUCAAGUGAAGAACUUGAUAAUGCAUAUAGAUAGGAUGAAUUACUAGAAAAUAAAGUAAUGAAAGAUGUUGCUAUGUAUAAAUGCAUUCUAUUCAGCUUAGAAGUUUUCUUGAAACAGGUAGGUCUAUAGAAGUGAACGAAAUAAAGGAUUAAUCCAUUGAAAUUUGGUAACAAAAAUCAUUAGAAAUUGAAUAACAACCACUUAUCAAAGCUGAAGAUUCAAAUGAAAAUACUUAAAAUACUUAAGUCUAAUCUAAUUAAGUAAAUAAAGAAUCAGAAAGCUAAUAAAAGAAAAUGUCAAUUAAAGUACAGAAAAAAGACAAUAUAUCAAUUGAAUAAUCAGCUAAUGAUAUUAUCACUAAUUCAAAUAAUGAUGUCCAAGCUAAAGAUAAUACAAAUUAAGCAGACUUAUAAAAUGAAAAUACAUAAAAAAAGUUUUCUGUUUCUGUAAGUAAAAUACACAAACCAGAUGAUACUAAUGUUGAUUAAUAAAAAUAAGAUAUAUAAGAAUUAUAAGAUACUAAUUAAGAGAUUUAAUAAUAAAAAGUCUAAAAUACAUUAAUAGCAAAUAACGAUACAGAAAUAUAAACUUAAGAUAAUACUGAAAUUAUAUAAAACGUUUAAGAAGUUGUUGGAAAUUAAAUUGAGACUUAGAAUACAGAUGUAAAUAAAUAAUAAGUUGAUUCAUCUGAACAACAAUUAAAAAUUGAAUAGAAUUAAGAUGAAAUCUCAACUUAGACUCAAAAUCAAAUUGAUACUUAAGCAGAAUCUAUUGAAAAUUAAAAUGAUUUAAGUAUUUCAUCCUUUGAUAUUGAAUAUUCAGAAUCACAAUAAUAAAAUGAGAAUAUAGUAUAAAAAGAAUCUACUGAAAUAGUUUCUUAAGAAAAAUAAGAAUUAAAUACAUUGAAUGAUAAUAAUGUUAAUAAAAUAUCUGUUGAAAACAAUUAAGAAGAAACUAAAUAAUCAAAUAAUGAUAAUUCAUAAAAGGAAAUCGUGAUUUAAGAUAUUAAAAUAGAACCUUAACCAAUUUUAUAGAGUGAAGAUAACAGUUAAUAAACUGAUAAUCUUAAAGUUGAUGAUUCAGAUAUUGUAGUCAAAACAGAUCAAGAAGUAAAGGUUAUACCUAUAGAAUCUGAUUCAAAAAAUUCAGAUUAAGGAGAAGAAGAUGCCACUCCAGCUGAUUCAACUGAUGAAUAGCCUUAGAAUAAUCCAGAAACAUAAUAAUAAUAAAAUUAAAGUCAAAAGACUAAAGCUACUGAUGAUGAUAAAUAGGAUUAACCUAUUGAAGAAAAUACAUAAUGUGAUGGCGAAGAAUUAGAUACUGUGCAUGCAUAAGAUAAUCAUAAUGAAGCUUAAGUUAAUACAGAAACUUAAGAAAAUAAAGAAUAAAAUCCUUAAGAGAACACAGAUAUGAAAGUAGAUGUUAAAACAGAUGUUUAAUCAGAUGUUUAAUCAGAUUCUAAAGUAGAUGUUAAAACAGAUGUUUAAUCAGAUGCUAAAGUAGAUGUUAAAACAGAUGUUAAAUCAGAGGUUAAAUCAGAAGCUAAAUCAGAAUCUAAAUCAGAAGAUAAAACAGAAGUUAAAACAGAUGCUAAAACAGAAGUUAAAUCAGAAGUUAAAUCAGAUGCUAAAACAGAUGUUUAAAAUAAAAUUGAAAAAUAAUAAUAAUAAUAAUCAGUGAAUUAAGAGAAAAAUAAGAAAGGUGAAUAAUAAUAAAAAUAAUCUGAAGCACCAGAUUUUAUGAUUAAAAAGAAUUAAUUAACUAAGAAAAUGAAAGAAGUCAUUAAUGAUAUGAAAGAAUCAGAAAAAGCUCCUUAAAAUAAAUUAUAUAGUUUGAAUGUUUCAAAUUUAGAUCCAGAUGAUGUAAUAGUAAUAAAAGACACUUCAUAUUUUGAUACAGAUGCUGAAAUAUCAGUAUAAGAAAUAAAGAAUCCAGAAUAAUAAUUAAUUGGAGAAGUAGUAAAAGUUGAAGCUGAAGUUGAGAAAGUUGAUCUAAGUAUAUUUUCUGAUGAUAGUUCUGAUUUAAUUCCAAUAAUUGUUGAAGAUACAGAUAAUAAUAUGUAAACUGAAAUUAUAACUGAUGCAAUUAAAGAUGUUACAGAAAAAGAAAUUGGAAUAAUCUAAGAUUAAAAUUUGGGAGAAGCUGCUGUUGAUGUUUAAUCCUUGAUUUCUGAUUAAGUUGAAAUUAAUGGUAAUUAAAUUACUAAGAAUAACAUUGCUUAAAAUGAUUAUACAUUGGAUUAUGAUUAAUUGGAAACUGAUGUUAUUUUAAAUAAGAGUUUAAAUAAUGAUGGAACUACUUUUGAUUAAUUCCAAUCAUAAUUGGAUGAAUUAGCAAAAGAACUUGAUAAUCUUAGUCUAGAUUAACCUAUUUUAGAAGAACCAUAAGUUAUUGAUACACAAUAAAAUGAAAUUUCAAAGGAGGAUCAAUAAUAUUUAACAAUUGUUACUAAUAAUGAUUCUAUUAUUGAUAAUACUGUUUCUGAUGAUGAUUACUAUUUAGAUGAUUUAGAUAAUGAAUUAGAUUAAAUUAUUUAAGAAUAGACAAAUGUCAAAUCUGAACCUGUUGUUUAAGAAUAAGUAAUUGAAUAGAGUAAAGUUAUUCAAUAAAAUGAUGAUAUUUAAUAAAACAAUUAAGUUGAAUAAAAUAAUGAAGUUUAAGAAUAAGUUUAAUAAUAAACAAUUGAAUCUAAUUAAAAUAUGGAAUCAGAUGAGAAUUAUGAUAAUUAUAGUGAAGAUUAUUAUUAAAUUGAUAAUCAAAAUGAAUAAGAGUAAUUAUAAGAUUAAAUUGAUUAAUCUUAAAUUGAGUCUUCUUCAAUUAAUUAAUCUUAAAACUUAUAAGAUGAAAUUUAAUAAGAAGAUUUAGAAUUAGAAAAUGAAGAAAUAUUUGAAAGUUAAGUUUAAUCUAAUGAUGAAGCUGUUGUAAGUGAUGGAGUUAUUGUUGAUACUGGUGAUUCUUAUUCUAAUUAUGAUCAAGAAUCUGAUAUUAAUAAAGAUUAUGAUCUAUAAUUUGAAGAUGAAUCUUAGAAGUAGGAAUCUACUAUAGAAUAAAAAUAAGAGUAAAUCCCACAAAAUGUAGAAGUUAAUCAAGAAGUUAAAAUUGAUAAUUCACAUUAAUAAGAGACAGUAGUCUAAAAUUAAAUAGAUAAUUAAGUUGAAAAUUAAAUAAAUGAGAAUUCAGUAGUAGAUUAAUAAGACAAUUAAGUAGUUGUUGAAUAAAAUAAUUAAGUUGUAGAUACUAAAGUAAAUGAUUAAUAAGAAGAAACUAAAGUAAAUGUUUAAUAAUAAAAUAAUUAAUAAAAUUAAUAAUAAUCAGAUAAUAAUAAUACUAAUGAUACAUAACCAUAAAUUGAAUCUUAAUAAGAAAAUGUUACUAAAUCAGAAACAGAAAUUUAAUCUACUAAAUCAGAAACGGAAAUAUAAUCUACUCAAUAACCAGAAUAGUAAAUCCAAUAAGAAAUUCAAUAAUAACUUGAUGAAUAAGAUAAUGAAAUUACUUUAGAAAAUACUAAUACAACAGAGGAUAUUAAUAUUGAUGAUUUACCUUAAAUUGAAAUUAAGAAGAAAUAAUUGGUGAAAAAAGAAAUUUCAAUAAAAGAACAGGUUGAAGUUGAAAAUAUUAUUACAAAUGAUGAUAUAAAUGGAGAAGGAACAGUUCAAGAAGACAACAUUGAGGUUUUCUAUAAUGAUUCUUAAAUUGCUGAUACUGAAUCUGAUAACAAUUUAGCAGUUUAAUCUGAAGCAGAAGUUAUUGAGAAUCUUGAGGAUUUAUAAGAUUGUGUUGAAAAUGAUGAGGAUGAACAUACUGUAGAAAAUAAGGAAGAUGUUACUAAGGAGAAGAAUGAAAAGAAAGAUAUGCAUCAUUCUAUUAAAGUGAUUAAGGAAGAGAAAAAAUAAAAUGAAUAAUAGGAUAAAUCUUUAAAGAUUGAAUAAAGUGAGAAAUAAAGUAAAUUUGAAGAAUAAUUACAUUAAUAAAUUAUUAAUAAAAAAUAAAAAGAGAAAUAAUAGAUGAGUCAUGAUGAAUAAUUUGAUUAAAUUGUAAAUGAAUUAGUUCAUGAAUUGGAAGCAUCAACUAAUAAGAGAGUUGAAACAAGAGAAUAAGAAUAAUAAAUAUAUUAGGAUAUUAAAAAAAAUGUAGAAGAACUUAGAUAAAUACAUAAUAGUGAUGAUGUUAUUAUUAAGAAAAGGAUUGAUAUAGUUGAAUAAGAAGUAGAAACAGAUGAAAAAAGUAAGGAUAAAGAAUUCCAAUAGAAAAUUGAAGAAUUAUUGAGAAAUUAAAAGACUUAAACUGUUUCAAAUAAUAAAAUUAAUGAUGGUGAAAGAUAUUAUUUGGAUAAACCUGUUAAUUAAGCAGUUAGUGAUUAUGAAAAAGAAUUAAAUUAAAGAAAAUAGGAAGUUAUGGAAAAGAUUAAAAAUGACUUAUAAAUUAAAAAAGGUAGAUUUUCAUAGGACAAUUAGAAAUCAGAUAAUUUAACUCCUUAUGAAUUUGAAAGAAUCUAUUUGGAUUGGACAUAAAAUAAAAAUGAUAUAAUUUCUAGUAUGUUAUCUCAUGCAUCAGGUUCAGAAAUUUAAUUGGAAUCAUCAAUCUCAGAGGAACCAGUGAUCAAAGUUGAAAGAGUAUCUAAAAAAUAAGAAGUUGAAUAAGAAAUCCAAGAAUUAUUCUCAAGUUAUAAACCAAAUAAAAAUUAAUAAAAGAGAACAGGAAGUAUUAUUAUUAAAUAAUUAUUUUUAGAUUCAAAUUUAGAUCAAUAUGAAACAAGUUUUUUGGCAGUCAAUCAAAAAGUUAAAAAAUCAAAGAAUUUGAGAGGAAAUAAAUUAUGAUGAUGAAAAAG